This is a messenger RNA of Rotaria sp. Silwood1, 552 nucleotides long. NCBI's taxonomy places the organism in Eukaryota, Metazoa, Rotifera, Eurotatoria, Philodinida, Philodinidae. The record is from the annotation of a GenBank genome assembly.
AUGUCUAACAACAGUUUUAUGAAAGAAGUUGAAUUACAAGAAAUUCAACCGAAAACUAUUCUUUCAAAACUUCCAUUUGAUAAUAAAAAAUGUCCAUUAAUUUUAUCUGAACAAGGUAAUGCAACAGCUUUAUUUCGUUAUUCAAAUAGUGGUCCAUUUGUUGAAUUAUUCGAUCCAUUUAGUACAAAUCUUCUUUCGGCUUUAAAAUUUUCAAUUAUUCAAGGAAAUUUUUGUAUAUUUAACUUUGGUUGUAUUGAAAACCUAGAUCUCAUAUCUCCAAUGUUAGAUAGACUUAAAGAACGUUGUUUAGAAAUUCAUAAAGAUCUAUACAAUCAUAUUAUUAAUAAUACUCUUAUGAAACAAUCAUUUGAUUCACUUCUGAAUCUAAUUCCAUUUGAUCCACACACUGAAUUAGUUCCAGAAAUCUAUGAAAAUAGUAAAACAACAUUUCGUAUACUUUUCUUUGUUCAAAUCAAUGAUAUAUCAACAAUAAAAAAACAACGUAAUGGUCCAAUUUUGUCAUUAUUUAAUUGUAUAUGUAUUAAAUCAUAA